Blepharisma stoltei is the source of this 1614-nucleotide messenger RNA. The record is from the annotation of a GenBank genome assembly. NCBI's taxonomy places the organism in Eukaryota, Ciliophora, Heterotrichea, Heterotrichida, Blepharismidae.
AUGUCAUUUUUAACAAAUAGUAGCUUCCCUCCAACCUUUUUACCCUCCAAUUUAUCAGCCUGCAACGAUAUUUGGUUCAAAACUGAAACUAAUCCCAUUAAUUUAUCAGGAAAACAAACUCUUAUCGAUAUUAAAAAUAAAUCUUCCAUCGAUUUCCCCACAAAUUUGACAACAGCCGAUUUUAUUGCAUCAGUUCUUUCUGAGCUCUUUUCCUACAAAUCCUCCGAGCUCAUUCGUGCAUACUCUGAAAUCAACGAAAUCUUCAACAAUAUCUCUUUAAUUUUCCAAGAAAUCAACAACCAAAUCAAAAUUUGUCAAAUUUUAAUAAAUGAAAUUAAUUCAUAUGGAAAUUCAAAGAGUUUUUUGCAUUCAAUUAUGGAAAAAAGUAAAGAAGAAGCUAUUUUUUGGAUAAGUAAAAACUAUUUAAAUCAAGCUUAUGAAAUUUUACCUUUAAAAUCCAAAGAAAAAUUAAAUAAAAAAUACAAAGCGCUGUAUCCACAAUUUGAAGAAGAUCAAUAUAAGAUAUUGCAACAUAAAGCAAAUGAGAUAAUUAGCUAUAAAAAUCAGAUAGAAAAUAUAGGAAAAUGCUCAAACUCUAUGUCUAUAUCAGAAGAUGAGCCAAUACUAAUAGAAGAAUUAGAAAACUUAAAGAGAAAUUUAAAAAAUGAGUUUGAAUUAUUUUCGAACCUAUAUGAAAAGGAUGGAAAAUACCAGUUUCUUUAUAACUCAAAUCCUUCUAUAAAUAAGCACUAUUAUCUUUAUAAAGCAUCAUAUCAAAAUUUUGUGAAGGCUUAUGAAAACUCUAUACAUAGCAUUAUCCAAAAUAAACAAGAAUAUUCAUUUUAUAACUCUCCUUAUCUUUACAGCAUUAAUAGAAGCGAAAAUAAGCCAUCACUGCUAAUUUUUAAUACAGAAACCAAGGAGCAAGAAAUCGUAUCAAUUGAAACUUCUGAGACUUUAAGCUGAUGCACCUGCAUAGCGCCGCUCCCAAAUAAUGAACUAUUUUGCUUUGGGAGCGCUACUUAUUCAAGCAAUUCAUAUAUAAUCAGCACCAUUGAUUUUUCUUCAAAAAAAAUUCCUUUAUCAACGCCCUGCUACUCAGCAUCACCAAUUUAUUAUAAAAACAGCAUUUAUAUUUUUGGAGGUUUUAACGACUAUAUUAUGCCUUUAGCAGAAAAAUACGAUUUAAUUGAUAAAAAAUGAAAAAAAUUAAUUCCAUUGCCAAGUGCUUCAGAUUGCUGCUCAUGUGUGCUAUUUAAAGAAAAUAUUUUAAUCAGUGGAAGAUUUCAUAGGAAAAUUUAUGCAUAUAAUACUGAUUUAGAAAGCUAUUCAGAACUGCCUAUCGAUUUAGGGAGAGUUUUACAUAAAAUGUUGGUUACUUGGAAUAUGACAGUUUAUGCAUUUGUUGAUAAUGGAGUUGCGUUGGAAAGCGAAAUUGGAAAUGAAUUUAAAUGGAAUAAAAUAGGGAUACUGCUAUGGCCUUGCUUAUAUAAGGCUUAUAGAGUUUAUGGGAAGAAUUCUUGCUUUUUUAUUGAAGCUAAUAAAAAAGAAAAUCAUUAUUAUUUUUAUUUGGACUUGAAAAAGAGAACUAAUUUAUUGAUUGCUAAAAAUUAG